AAUAGAUUUUUUGGAUUUUGAGCUUUUGAGGACGAGAGAAAGCUUAAAAUAAACGGUAAGAUUUUAAAUUCAAACGUAGAGUGAAGUACACUACGAGAAUUCUGUAUACCCCAACCUAAUUCAAUGUUCAUUCAUAUUGUUUGCGCUUGCGUUUGUUUAUGUUUAAAAAAAAUUGUUUAAUUUUCGUUACAAUUAAGUGAAAAUUGAUCAUAAUGGAUAAGUUUUCUGUUCUUGAGGAAUCUCUCCGAGAUGCUGGCAUUAUUGGUGAUUAUUCUGUUAUCAAGAUACCGUCGUACUUGAAGAAAAUUGCCGGAAUUGCUGAUCCAAAAAUUUUGUUAUUGCUCAAAAAGGUGGACAGCAGGAAGAAAUCCGAUGAUAUAUCCUGCUUACCUAGCUUCGUAGAUGAGGGAAAUACCACAAACCCCAUGGAUCUAACAGGAUCUCCACUGAAGGAUGAAUGUGCCAUUGAAUCAUUGGAUAUUUCAGCUAAUCUCUUGAAUUUCCAUCAGGAAAAGCCCUGGGAUGCAAUUGAGGAAUGCUAUCGAGGAAUUGAACAGCAGGAUGCCAUUAAAAUUCUCAAUUUGUUGGGGGAGAACAUUCCACCGAGCACUUCAAUUUGGGCACUCUGUCCCAGUGAAAAUCAAAAUGUUCUGCUCAUGCAGAAGGAAUUCACGGAAGGAUUCAAUUCCCGCGGGAAGGUUUGGUUUGAUGGUAACAUUAUGCUUGAGAACAUCAAUUUGUCCGCAGUCAUGAAGAAACAUCUCUCAUUUUGUGGGAGAGAUGAGCAAACUACGAUGGAUAUUCGUGCUGAAUUUAAGCUCAAAAACAACGUCCUUCUUGAGCACAGCUGGCUAAAUUCAAAGGAAACCACCCUGAUGAAUACUUCAACGUCUGCAUGCACCCUUCGACAGGUGCUCCCUGUUGAUUCGAAGGAUUUUGCAGCGGAAGAUUUUUGGCGCCAACUGGUAAUUCUCGACACGAUUGCAGAGGAAAUUAUCAAGUACAAGAAACACGAUGAUAAGCGUUUUGAUCCUGUGUACAAAUGUGGCAUUACCACAACCACCAUCACCACCCUAAAGGAACAAAUCCAAAUGAAUCUCACGGAACUUCCCAUGAAUUUCACAGACUUGAAACCAAUUUCUUCGGAAAACACUGUCUCAUCCCUCAUGAGUAAAGCACACGAGCGGGAUUCUCUGAGUGUAACCGACAAACUGUGGGACAUUCUCAAAUUUGCUGCAUCCUACAAAGAUCUCAAACUUGCACUGAACUUUGUCUUCCAUUCUGCGUCUGAGAAUAAAAUUCUGAAUACACAAACAAACACCAACCACCUGGCAAUGCUGAUUGAUGCCGUGGCGCACAAGGAGUUGAGCAUCCCAUGUCUCAUUGGUAGUGAACCCCUUGAGCUUCUUCUUGAAAUUGGCUUGGAGAAAGCAAGAAAGGAUUACGAAUACAUUUUCACUGAGAGCAAAAUAUGCUUCCCGGAAGAACUUCAACUUGGAGCUGAGGCAACAGUGGAGGAGAAUCAGGCACAUUCCAAGAGAUUGACAUCGCGAAAGUCCCUCUUUGGUGCUAAUCACACAAAAACAUCUCGAGCCACGUCCGGCAAGUCGCUGCUGAAGAAUCCCUCUGCUCAAGAUUUCUUGGAUGAUAAUGUCAUGGGCUUUCGCAAUAGUCACUUCAAUCGAACCGAUGUGGAUUAUCGUUUGGCAAAACUUGCACAAAUUCACCUCAUUCUCGAGCAUCUCAUUCAAGUGGACAAUCUCAAAUUGGCAAACUUGAAUCAGUUGAUAACGAGGAACUUACUCGAGACACCCAUUGUGCCAUUCAAGAGCCUCAAUCCCACUGAGAACUACAUCCUCAAUAUUUCCGUACCAAAUGAUCAAGUUGCGGAACUGACAAAAUUCAAGAGGCCAAAUUCUCUGCGCAUUGUUAUGCGGUCGGCGAAUAAGUUUAAACACGUGGAAAAUACUUUUUAUUACACUUCAGAAGCAAUUAUUCCGCCUGAAACUUUUCCAAUGAAUGCAGAGAAUUUAUCAAAAGUUGAUGAAAUCGAUCAGAAUGAAUACUUUGUGUAUCGCUACCUGAAAAUUAAGACACUAAACCGAUGCGGAAUGUAGAAGAGCUGCCCUAAUUGAGCUGAAUAAAUUUGUUUAUCCAAAAAUCAAUGAAUGCCAAUAAAAAUAAUUAUUAAAUGCACCAAA
Lutzomyia longipalpis is the source of this 2201-nucleotide messenger RNA. RefSeq names its product protein zwilch (gene Zwilch). The coding region runs from base 213 to 2117 and encodes 634 amino acids. The transcript has 7 exons. The record is from RefSeq and is a predicted model, not a curated record. Gene Ontology annotation, biological process: protein localization to kinetochore; mitotic spindle assembly checkpoint signaling. Lineage: Eukaryota; Metazoa; Arthropoda; Insecta; Diptera; Psychodidae. Gene Ontology annotation, cellular component: RZZ complex.